AUGCCGUGGCGAUCCUUUGCCGAUGGCCCUGAGUGUGAAGAUCCAAAGCUCAUCGCUAGGCGAUGGGAUGAUGUUGAGGAGAUCCGUGACCGGGCUAAGGAUAAACAAAAGUUAGUCCAACUUGUCAAGGACGAAGAUGGGAAUGAAGUGGCCUGGCCAACCCCUGAGAACAUGUCCCUAAACAAGGCACUGCUUGAAGUCCUGGUGAAGGACAUGCUGUCUCGCACCCGGGCGGGGGCCGAUCCAAUAGAAAUCAUCACAAAAAUGGUGUCGGAGCACUACACGCUUCACCGAAAUGAUUUCCAAGAGUACUUCACUUUUCAGAUCAAGGGUUGGAUUGCCAAUGAUGCAUGGGCGAUCAGAAAGAUGGUGAGCAAGUUGCGCAACAAGAUCACCAAACAUGAUACCAUGAGGGAUCCUGACCUUGCCCGCAUCUUUGGCAUGCUUCGGGAAUCCUACAGGAAGAGAAUGGAGGUGCUUGGGCUUGCUGUGCAGCCGAUCCGUGAUGGCCCAAUCCCAGACCCAGCUGGUGGUGAUGGGCCACCUGCUGCCAAUCCAGAUGAUGCCGCUGCGGCAAAUGUCGCUGAGCCUGCUGAGGCUGCUGAGCCUGCUCCUCAUGACCCUCCUGCACCGGCUGGUGAAGCUGGCGAACCAGAAGUUGGUCUUGAAGAUGCUUUGGUCAAUGGGGGUGACCCUGCCAUGCUGGCCAAUGACCUGAACAUUCCAGAGUUUUCCACUGAGGAGAGCCAGCUCUUGGAAGGCAUGCUGUGGGGAUACAGCUCUGACCCUCCAUCUUGCACACUGUGGGGGGAUUCAGUCCCGGCAGCCGGCGAUGGAAUUGAGUCUCCACCGCCGCCAAUGCCCGAGGCUGUCGAGAAUGGAUCUUCAUCUCCGGUUCCUUGCAUCAGCCUGUUGGACGAUAGCCCUGGGCUUUCUGCAGAGAAGGCUGCAAUGCCAUCCACCUACAGCCAUGACAUGAAGCGUGCGGAGUUCAAUGACUACAAGAAGUUCCUUGCCUUGGCUAAGGAGAAGCUGGCUGACAUGAAGCGCCGUGAUUCGGGUAGCAGCACCAGCACGACUGCCUGUGACUCCUCAGCUGGAUCCUCUACUGACAGAGUUGCCGAGCCCUUGACCGCAGCCUCGCUGGCAUUGGACGUUGACAAGUCCAGUCAAGGAGAUAUUGGGCAAGCUGGACCAGCAGCUGCUGUGAAAAAGAACAUGGACCAGAUGGAAACGCAGCUGUUGCCUCAAUCCUUGGAUUUCACCAACAUCCCGGAUUCAUUGCCCUUGGACCAGUAUGAUGUGCUGCCACCACUGCAUCGGACCAGUGCUCCGCCUGAUCGCAGUGCCGGGCCCGAUACUGAGAAGGUUGCUGCCAAAAUGGAUCAGCAGGGCAUGGUGAUGGAUGUUGAGAAUGGGGAUCGUGGAGAGCUGGCAGAGCCGGGUGUGGGGAAGGGUGACGCCACUCCACCUCACAUGGUUUCAAGUCCGCUGGAAGCUGAGAAGGGUGACGAGGUCCCAUGUGGUCAGGCGAACAUUGCCGUGUCCCCUGAGAAGGAACCGGGGUUCAAACCUGGCAGGAAAUCCAGAGCAAAGGCAAAGGCAAAAGCCUCUGCGACCAAGGCGAAAGCUUCUGCAAAGAGCCGGGGCAUGAAGCGUCCAGCUUGCCGUGGCGACUUGGAAGCUGAGGGUGUGGGGGAGGGCGCCGUUCUUCCUGCACCUGAAAGCUUGCCAGAUGCUGCUGCUCCUGAUGGUCUCCCUGGUGGUGAUCGCCGCCGAGCGCCGCGAGCACCAAAGGCCCAGAAGAUUUCUGGCUUGAGCGAUGAGUGCCGUGCGAUGGAUCGCACUGGCCAGGUGCCUCCCACCUUCGGUGGAAGGGCUCGGCCAGCUGGUGGAUCGCAUUGGGCGUUGGAGAAGUACAUCCGGACAGCUUCUGCUUUCAAGAAUUCCAUCGAGGAUACCUUGACCCCUGGCACUAAGCACAAAGCUCAGAUGACCUUCUGCAGCCUCAUCCAGAAGCACAAGAAAGAGGGCAACCAUCGUGAUCCGUCGGAUUUCUCUUACAUCGAUCAUGCUGUUGCGGAGUUCAAGCAGCAACACGAAGCCCAUGCUCUUGGCGAAGACGAUCCGGACAAGGAGGAAAAGAAUGCACCUGCGCUGGGUGGAGUCGAUGUCAACUGA
Messenger RNA from Cladocopium goreaui, 2181 nucleotides. The record is from the annotation of a GenBank genome assembly. NCBI's taxonomy places the organism in Eukaryota, Dinophyceae, Suessiales, Symbiodiniaceae.